AUGCGGUCGGUUUCAUUGCAAAUUUCUCAUGGGGGCCUCUCGGGCCGAUGCCCCUGGGAAACCGCCCCCCCUCUUUCCGGCAUGGUUCCUAUAUGGGGCGCGGGGUGGCACCGCACGCCCCGGAGGAGAGGAAGGGACGUAGCGGCCCACGCCCGCGCACCCUUUCCAAAGCCGCCGCCAACCCAGGCAGCACCACGAGUUGUAGAGGGCAAUUGCGUCUCUAUUGGUGGCUUUGAUGGUCCCUAUGGUGACCCUUCGCUGCGUCACUUCCGGGGCGUCUACUUGGGCACCGCUAAUCCCAGCGGGGCUCGUGAAGAUUCGGACGCCCAGAGUCCAAAAAGGAGGCCUCAAUUUCCAGGUCGGCAUCGCGCCUACAUGUGCCAUGCGCCGCGUGGGUGGGUGAUUCGGCGGGAUGUGGCGCACGGCGUCUGUAUCCUCUGCCCUGCCCUGCCCUGCCCCCUAGGCGCGGCAAGCUGA
Messenger RNA from Trypanosoma grayi, 477 nucleotides. RefSeq lists its product as hypothetical. The transcript has a single exon. Lineage: Eukaryota; Euglenozoa; Kinetoplastea; Trypanosomatida; Trypanosomatidae. Bases 1 to 477 code for a protein of 158 amino acids. The record is from RefSeq and is a predicted model, not a curated record.